AUGCGGGGUCGAAUUUUGGGGCUGAAGGUAUCUCCGCAUCCGUGUCCGUUUGAAAGCGUGCAGACGCCUCACCUCAGUCAGGAUUUUCGAUCAGGAGUUCGGGAUCAUGACCGAAUUCGUCAAAAGUCACAAAUGAAACGAAGAUCUCGUUUUAAACGGGCAUAUUUACGAACGCGAUUCACUUGGAAGCAAUUGGACCAUACCAAAGGAGAUGCAUCGAGGUCAAGUCGGAAUGCAAGGGAAUCAGUGCAGGCCGCAAGAAGCAUGAUCAUCCAGUUCGUCCUACGCAAGUUGGAGUCAAACGCAUGCUUCACGAAGUCAAAGAGCAUGUGGCCCCUCAAGUGGAAGAUCCACAUGCCAUCGUCGCAACUUGUCAUGGAGACAUCUUCCUUCUGUCUCCGCCGUGAAGAUGCAAGACCAACGCAGUCUAAUCAGCCCGCAGCGCUAAAGCCGGCUGAAAUCAAUGGCGAGGAGUGCGAGACACCAGAGCCCAACAUCAGACCAGGGAAAUGUAUCGGCAUCAGAGAUUGUGCGGAACUCCUCUCUCUCCUCGGUGGACCGAAUCGGAAUGUCGAAUACGUGAAGCAGUCUGUCUGUUCCGUAACGAUCGAUGGGGACUUCGGUGUCUGCUGCCCAGUGGCGAUGCCUCCUCCUCCCCCGAAAGAAGAAACUUUCAAUAAAAUGAAGUUGUUCCCGGAUCCUCUCCAGCAUGAAUGCGGGUAUAACGGAAGAUGGGAAAUGUAUAGGGGAGAUGCUCCACUCGGGAAAUGGAACUGGAUGGCUCUGCUUUUCUAUCGAAUUCCUGGGGGAGGAGUGAAGCCAGGUUGUGGAGGAGCGGUGAUCAACAAACGAUACGUAAUCACGGCUGCCCAAUGUUUCAGUCCUGGAUAUUUUGGCGACGCCAAACUCACGUUUGUGAGGCUGGGAGAGCACAAACUGUCGACUAAUCCAGAUUGCAGUGGGCGAAAGAAACGAACGUGUCAACCUCCGGUCAUCGAUGCAGAUGUGGAAGAGGUCAUCUACCAUCCCAACUUCACUCAGAAGAGGAGCGAAGAGGGGGCCAAGUUUGACAUUGCCCUCAUCCGACUCGCCAACGACAUCGAUUUAAGAGCCGGAUAUUCUGAUGCAGGACAGAAUGUCGGAUCACAUUCAGAAGCUCCUGGUGUGCCGAAGAAAAAUGUGCGGAAGGAAGAUAUCACAGUUUCCUUACCGAGACCGAACAAUGGAAGUGACGUCUUACAACAGCUGAAGGUGCCGAUCGCCCCGUUGACGAAAUGUGCCGCCACUCCAAUUUACAAGAAUGUGGAAUUAUCAGAGGAACAAGUCUGUGCCGGAGGAGAGCCUAAUAGUGGCCCUUGCAAGGGAGAGCAAGGGGGGCCGUUGGUUGUUUCGAGACCUCCAGAAAUUUUUGCUCAGUAUUUUCUCAUCGGUGUUUUCUCCUUCGGUACUCCAUAUUGCGGGCUUCUUGCUGCUCCUAGUGUAUACACUCGGGUCACUCAUUAUCUCGACUGGAUCCUCCAGCACGUCCGGGAAUGACCUACCGCAUCGUUCUCUGCCUCAUAUAUCUAUUAACAUCCGAAAUGCUUAACUUUUGAAAACUCACUUGAAUGAAGCAGAACCACGGCCUAGCAUGUGGAUUUCAAUGAAUGAUAUGAAAAUUAUUUAGAAAAUAAAGACAAUCACAG
Darwinula stevensoni is the source of this 1685-nucleotide messenger RNA. Lineage: Eukaryota; Metazoa; Arthropoda; Ostracoda; Podocopida; Darwinulidae. The record is from the annotation of a GenBank genome assembly.